GGGCCGCAGUCGCGCCAGGGCCGCCGCAGGCCCGCACCGAGGCGCGGAGCGCGGCGCACGGCGGUGGCCAGGGCCGCGGGUGGGCAGGCAGGCGGGAGCGCGGUGGGUGGCCGGCCUUGGACGGGUAUGGCGGACCGGCGGCGCGCGUGGAACACGGAGGACGACCUGCCCGUGUACCUGGCGCGGCCGGGCAGCGCGGCGCAGACCCCGCGCCAGAAGUACGGCGGCAUGUUCGCCGCGGUGGAGGGCGCCUACGAGAACAAGACCAUCGACUUCGACGCCUACAGCGUGGGCCGCCGCGGCUCGGCGCGCACGCCGCGCUGCGCUGGCCGGCCCGACGCGGUCGGCCUGCCAGGGCCGGGAGGCAGCGAGGACACGGCCAGCGACGUGAGCGAGCCCUCGGGCUCUGCGGUCAGCUCGCCCGGAGAGCGCGACGAGCGGCCGUCGACGCUGCGCAUCCGCUGCCCCGCGCCCCGCGACCUGCCCCUCGGCCGGGACAAUGGCCAGAGUGACCGACUCCUCAUCAAAGGUGGACGGAUCAUCAACGAUGACCAAUCCCUUUAUGCUGACGUCUACCUGGAGGAUGGACUUAUCAAACAAAUAGGAGAGAACUUAAUCGUUCCUGGUGGAGUGAAGACCAUUGAAGCCAACGGGCGGAUGGUUAUUCCCGGAGGUAUCGAUGUCAACACGUACCUGCAGAAGCCCUCCCAGGGGAUGACUGCGGCUGAUGACUUCUUCCAAGGGACCAGGGCGGCACUGGUGGGCGGGACCACGAUGAUCAUUGACCAUGUUGUUCCUGAACCUGGGUCCAGCCUACUGACCUCUUUCGAGAAGUGGCACGAAGCAGCUGACACCAAAUCCUGCUGUGAUUACUCCCUCCACGUGGACAUCACAAGCUGGUACAAUGGCGUUCGGGAGGAGCUGGAGGUGCUGGUGCAGGACAAAGGUGUCAAUUCCUUCCAAGUCUACAUGGCCUAUAAGGAUCUCUACCAAAUGUCCGACAGCCAGCUCUAUGAAGCCUUUACCUUCCUUAAGGGCCUGGGAGCUGUGAUCUUGGUCCAUGCAGAAAAUGGAGAUUUGAUAGCUCAGGAACAAAAGCGGAUCCUAGAGAUGGGCAUCAUGGGUCCCGAGGGCCAUGCCCUGAGCAGACCUGAAGAGCUGGAGGCCGAGGCGGUGUUCCGGGCCAUCACCAUUGCGGGCCGAAUCAACUGUCCUGUGUACAUCACCAAGGUCAUGAGCAAGAGUGCAGCCGACAUCAUCGCUCUGGCCAGGAAGAAAGGGCCCCUAGUUUUUGGCGAGCCCAUUGCCGCCAGCCUGGGGACUGAUGGCACCCAUUACUGGAGCAAGAACUGGGCCAAGGCUGCGGCGUUCGUGACCUCCCCUCCCCUGAGCCCGGACCCCACCACGCCUGACUACUUGACCUCCCUACUGGCCUGUGGGGACUUGCAGGUCACAGGCAGCGGCCACUGUCCCUACAGCACUGCCCAGAAGGCGGUGGGCAAGGACAACUUCACCCUGAUCCCUGAGGGUGUCAACGGGAUAGAGGAGCGGAUGACCGUCGUCUGGGACAAGGCGGUGGCUACUGGCAAAAUGGAUGAGAACCAGUUUGUCGCUGUCACCAGCACCAAUGCAGCCAAGAUCUUUAACCUGUACCCAAGGAAAGGGCGGAUCGCCGUGGGCUCGGACGCCGACGUGGUCAUCUGGGACCCUGAUAAGGUGAAGACCAUAACAGCCAAAAGUCACAAGUCGGCGGUGGAGUACAACAUCUUCGAGGGUAUGGAGUGCCACGGCUCCCCACUAGUGGUCAUCAGCCAGGGCAAGAUCGUCUUUGAAGACGGAAACAUCAACGUCAACAAGGGCAUGGGCCGCUUCAUUCCGCGGAAGCCAUUCCCGGAGCACCUGUACCAGCGCGUCAAAAUCAGGAAUAAGGUUUUUGGAUUGCAAGGGGUUUCCAGGGGCAUGUAUGACGGUCCUGUGUAUGAGGUACCAGCUACACCCAAAUAUGCAACUCCCGCUCCUUCAGCCAAAUCUUCGCCUUCUAAACACCAGCCCCCACCCAUCAGAAACCUCCACCAGUCCAACUUCAGCUUAUCAGGUGCCCAGAUAGAUGACAACAAUCCCAGGCGCACCGGCCACCGCAUCGUGGCGCCCCCUGGUGGCCGCUCCAACAUCACCAGCCUCGGUUGAAUGCGGAUGCGCGGAGGAGCUAGCCUGAAGGAUUCUGGGAAUCAUGUCCAUCCCUUUUCCUGUCAGUGUUUUUGAAACCCACAGUUUUAGUUGGUGCUGAUGGAGGGAGGGGGAAGUCGAAGGAUGCUCUUUCCCUUUUCUGUUUAGGAAGAAGUGGUACUAGUGUGGUGUGUUUGCUUGGAAAUUCCUUGCCCCACAGUUGUGUUCAUGCUGAAUCCACCUCGGAGCAUGGCGUUUUCAUUCCCCCUUCCUAGUGAACCACAGGUUUUAGCAUUGUCUUGUUCUGUCCCUUCCACUUCUAACUCCACUGGCUCCAUGAUUCUCUGAGUGGUGGUUCCUUUGCACCCUGUAGAUGUUCUAGGAUAGUUGAUGCAUGUUACUAAAUUACGUAUGCAAGUCUGUGAGUGCGUCUGAGGGGACAUCGCCAAGGACUGACUGAGACACGAUGCCGAGACCUCAAGCCCUGAGGGGCAGUCCCAAAACUCUUACAGUGAAGAUGUUUACUCAUUGCCCCCACCUCUGGUCCACACUAGAAAGAAGCUCGCCCCACCUCCACCUGUGAGAGCCGUGAAUUCUUGGAAUGGCAGGGGAAGCCUUGCACUAGGUUGCAGAGAAGCAUCCUCCACAUCCUGUGUCAGAAACCCUGGUCUCCGUGGCACUUGUAACUCACCGUGCUGUCUUCUGGUCUGUGUGUGUUCUUCAAGCCAGCUCUAGGCUUCAGGCCGAGCCAGGUUCACACUCAGAAAGAGGUCUCCCCAUCCCCAUUUGGGGCUGAUGAUGGGGGGGUGAUGGCUGCCCCUGGGUGGCCUGAGUCCUGGUCCCUCCGAGGCAGUUGACGGGGCAGUCAGAUUUUUAAAGUUUUGUACAAAGUUUUCCUUUGUAAUCACUCCCAUUUUUACUUAACAACCAACUUGUUGUGGCUCUUAUUUCUGAAUUCAAAGCUUGUGAAAAAAUAAAGAAAAUGAACUGCCCACUGA
Molecule: messenger RNA, 3164 nt
Organism: Nomascus leucogenys (northern white-cheeked gibbon)
Lineage: Eukaryota; Metazoa; Chordata; Mammalia; Primates; Hylobatidae
Gene: CRMP1
Product: collapsin response mediator protein 1
Cellular component (GO): cytoplasm; cytosol
Molecular function (GO): hydrolase activity, acting on carbon-nitrogen (but not peptide) bonds, in cyclic amides
Source: RefSeq, a predicted model, not a curated record